AAUUUAGUGAUCAAAAUGUUGCCACAAAGCGUAACAGAUCGUUCCACAUCGCCCACCACAACUCAGGGAGUAAUAUUUGGAUCUCAACUAGUCCAAGCAAACUCCAGAACUCCAUACAGCGAUGCUACUCAGGUGAGCAAACGCGUCUGUGAUAUCUGCGUUGUGGAUGGUGGUUGAUGCGAUGGUGGUUGACGAUUCUUGUUGCUUUGUUCGAAUUUGUGGUUGAUAGACGAAGAAGCACAACCCAAACCAUGUGAAACGGCCCAUGAACGCAUUCAUGGUUUGGUCGCAGAUGGAACGGCGAGAGAUUGUGAAGUUCGCUCCAGAUAUGCACAACGCAGAGAUCUCCAAGCAGCUGGGAAAGAGGUGGAAGAACCUCACAGAAAAUCAGCGGCAGCCUUAUAUCCAAGAGGCGGAACGACUACGUCUGCUGCACAUGCAAGAAUAUCCCGACUACAAAUACCGGCCCCGUAAGAAAACAAAAUCCGGCAAUGCUGUGAAGACUAUUGAGAAAGGUCGUGUAUCCAAGGCUAAGGACAAGAACAGUACCAACAGUAACGCCCUUAAAGGAGUCAAAUUGACAGCUGAUCCCUCAAGGGCUCAUGUUACCACCGGGAUUUCAACAAUCAACCACAAUAAGCUCAAACUCAAGCUCAAAAUUGACAAGAAGUUCAAGGAGUCUAUUCGGAACACGAUGUACGUACCCAUUGCGCAAUGCACCUCACCAGCUGAGGUCCCGGCCACGCCCCACGAGAUGCCCGCCUCUCCAGAGAGCGCCUCCCUCUACGAUAACCACGUCACCACAACGUCUUCGAGCCGAAGUAGUAGUCGUGCUACUUCCACGAGCCCCUGUCCAGGCAAGGAACCAUUCCUCUACGGCCUUUACACUAUCGAGAGCGCUCCUGGUCUCACCUCCCUACGGCCAGAAGCUCUCGUAUCAUCCACUACCGUCACUUCCACUGAUGACGAUGACGAUGAUGAUAGUAAAGACGAGGAUGAGGACGAUGACGAGAAGGAACACCUGCUUUUAUAUAGUCGGAAACGACAUACUGUGCGAGACGAGGUGUUCGCACCACGUCCCUUUCUUCCUACCUCUCUCUCGGGGUCUAGGGCCGCCAACCCUCCUCCCAUCAAGAUGGAGCCGAUGGAUAUCAAGCAGGAACCACCGGCAGAGUCACCGCUGGCCGAUCUCGACUCUCUAACGGACUUGCUUCAGAUACCCUCCGACUUCAAGGUGGAAGUGGACGAAAUUAACUCCGACCUCGAUUUCGACGCGGUUUCCACGUCAUCAGGAUCUCAUUUCGAGUUCUCAGACGUCUCAGACAUGUUGAGUGAUAUUGGCGUUAGCAAUGACUGCUGGGCUGACAUCGGUAUCAUCAACUGCUGAACUGGGAGGGUCUGCUGGUGGCUGCUGACCGGGCUGUGCCCUCAGUAGCUACCAGUUGGGGCAGGACUCUAUACACACUACUGCAGAGGCCGGCGGUAACUGAGCAACCUCCAGGGGCGUCUGGCUCCUCAGUAGUUGUGACUCCCAAUCAUCCCAUCACCUCGGUGUUUUGCUGCAGUAAGAGUCAAUAUUUACUCUGAAAUUUGCGAAGACUUUGGUGUUGAGGGGAUGCAACUGGUGUGCUAGAGUAGUGAUGAUCGUCAUGGUUCGCUGUGUCAUUCUUUAUGUUAUACAUAUAUUACUCAUAGCAAUCAUGAUAUAUAUGAUGGAUUGACUUUUUCACUGUAUUAGAGUUCGUCAAAAACUUUAUAUAAAAGAAUGCCACAACAGUGUUUGUUGCAAGUGCCAGUUACACAGGUGGUUUAAGUAAUGAAGACAGACAACGUGUUCUUCACCUGUGCAACUCCAGAACACUCCCAGAGGACAUAAUGUUAAGUGCAUUUUCAUUUUUCUAUGAGUUGUUCUGUUAAGCUGUCAUCCCAUCGCCAUAGUGACUGCAGAUAUCAUCUCUCGUGUCACCGUUUUUUACCGUAACUGUUGAGCAUUUUAUAAAGCCAAAAGUGACUCGUGAACCUCCAGAGCUAAUUACCCACAGCCAUAUGACAAUAGAACACGAGGUGGUGCCAGUACCAUUGCCAUUAGUUGAGCUGCAGAUGCUGAAGGAGACAGUUUCCUGUGUGAAAAAAAAUGUGAAAAUUGUUUCCCAAAGAAAACUGUAAAAUACCUUUGUGCAUUUAGUGGUCUCCAAUGAUCAUCUUGUCAGUAACUUGUAUAUUUUACAUGAUUAUUUUUUUUCCACUGGUGUUAUUUUUUCAUAUUGUUCUCAAGUAGUGACAGUGGGAUUGUCGACCAACAAAAGUAUUUUAAAAUCCCUGUUAUAUUACUUGGGCAAGUCCAACUGUAAUAAGUAAUGGCGAAAAGACGCCAUAUUAGAGCCUUAGUGUAAUGCUCCUCGAGUCUUGUAAUUGUCCACAUUGAAUGAAAUAUGAAUUACCUCUGAAGAAUUAGGUCCACAACCCCCCCACCCCUGUCUCUAGUCUGUAUGUUCAGGUUAUUUAAAAAAAAUAAACGUAUGUUAAUUGAUCGACAACGUUUUCCACAACGCAUCGCAAUGGGCAUUUAGUCUGAAACGUUUGUACACAAUUCAUGCAGUACACAUCUCAAGGGCCUGGGCUAAAAAAAUAAAUAAAAAGAACUAUUGUUUACACUAGCAUGUAAGUCCAAACGACAGUGGAAACUUUAGGUGAUCCGUUUUAACUGCUUCAUGUUCUCUUCCGUUUUGACUCGAGAUCUUCUGGUAACAUGAGCUUGUGUUUUAUUGGUGUUAGGUCGUAUAACCAAGCCUGGGGUACUGUGACCAGAGACUGAUUACAAACCUCAAAAUCUUUGUAAGAGUUGGUCGAGAGCAAGACGGAUAACGACAAGCUGUUAAAGCGAGGUUCCUAUAGCACUGUCCUCGUCCCAGUGCUCUCCAAAACAGGUUCCACCCACUAAACCACCCGGUUUCAUAUAUAUAUAUUUAAACAUAUAUAUGAAUAUAUAUAGUAAUGGACUUUUGUACUAGUAUUAUUAAUGCAAAGAUCCGCGCUCUACAAGGUGCGAAGCAUGGAAGGAGACACUAAAACUGGGUCGUUCUCUGGUAUUGGUUGGCGAUAGUGAGCGCGUCGGCCCGGGUUAUUCCGUCAUUGGUCGGGUCGUUGGCCAAUCAGUGUUCGACGGGACCAAGUGCGGGUAGACGCCUUCCAUCGCCUCGGGCCUCGGGCGCUCGGGUCAUCAUAGACUGCCGAUCGUCGGAUACACACAUAAACAUUACACAUAUACCCUCUGUCUUUCCUAAGUAAGUAAAUGAAAAAAGAAAUCAGCAGGUACGGCGCAUUAUCAUUACCUACGUGAUGGGGAUUAGCAAAUACAACAAAAGAUGAUCACGCUUCCUUCAGGUGCAGUUUCAUACGUUGUCAAGUUGGAAACUGCACUGUAAAUGACCACUGACACGUUGCUGUGUGGUAAUCCCUGUCACGCCUCACACCAUUGUUUCAUUCAUGUCUCUUUAGUGUCCCAGGGCAAAAUUAUUAUUAAUAAUGUGUUAGUUAUGCUCUGAAAAUGGCUUGGUGUUUUCAUGUCAAAACCUGAACGGCUGUAUAAGUAAGAAUAAUUUAUAUACACGUGUGUAUAUAAAUAUAUAUUUUUAUAUAUUUAUAUACACCACUGAUGUGAUUUUCUCAUUGAAUCUUGAUAGUUUUGACCCCUGAUAGCCACUCAUGUGCUUUUGUAACUCUUUCUCCGUAACCACCUCAGUGCUCUACGGUAACACUUGAAGCAACUGUUACAUCAAUGGACAAGUUUCGCAUGAAGAAACGCUCCCACAUCCCCCCUCUCCCCCCACUAGUAAUAAUAGUUCGCUUGCUCCAUCCCUCUUCAUGUCUCACUUUGUAACUGUUCAUAAUUGUGUUUUAUAAGCCAUAAACUGGUGGUUGAUUUGGUGGAUGUAUUUACAGUUCGAAUAUAUAAGGUGUGAAAUAGGCGGGAAUGUUGUGUGUGGGUGUAUCAAUACUGUACUAUGAUAGUAUGUAUCAAGAUAGUACAGUAUGUAUCACUACUGUACUUGGUGAGAGGGUCACGCGUGUAUUCUUCAACACUGUUCUCUGACUCAGUCAUUGUUAAAUAUUUUGUACUAGAGGAACGUGUUUCUGAAUAUAUCGAGACCACUCAGUCGGUUUCUAGACACCCAUAUAAAAGGCUCUGGAUGCCGCUUUUGAAAGUUUAUAGGUAUCAGUACCACAGAAUCAUUCUUACAGCCAUUUAAGAUUUCUAGACCCCAGGGAGCCGGUCGGCCGAGCGGACAGCACGCUGGACUUGUGGUUCUGGGUUCGAUCCCAGGCACCGGCGAGAAACAAUGGGCAGAGUUUCUUUCACCCUAUGCCCCUGUUACCUAGCAGUAAAAUAGGUACCUGGGUGUUAGUCAGUUGUCACGGGCUGCUUCCUGGGGGUGGAGGCCUGGUCGAGGACCGGGUCGCGGGGACACUAAAGCCCCAAUAUUAUCUCUCAAGAUAACAGUCUCUAAAAAUCUUUCAUGGAAUUACAUAUUUGGUGGUUACUGAUACCGCUUAAGAGUUUCGUGAAUUAGAGCAAUAAGGAGUAUUUUGUAGAUGUCUUACAACAUAUUCCUUUGGCUGUAUAAUGUUAAUGAAUUAUUUGAGCAAUUAGAGCAGGGAAAUUUAAUUCCAUUGUAGCCACAUUGUAAUCUAAGGCUCAAGUUCGGUUUGGCACACUUUGGAACGGCAAUAUACAUGUUCGUAACCCGAGUGGACCUCGGCAUUAUUCAGCCCAUUUUAGCCCAUCAGAUGAAGUGGAUUUUCGAAAUGAUCGUUACGUUGAACCUGGAAAACUGCACAGUCUAUUAAUGCACCGGGUGAUGCCGAGUUGCAGUGACUUCAGUUUGUCCAUUCGAUUGGCAGUUAUGGACUCAACCAACUACACCUUCCUUCAGAACAGUCAAAUAGUAUCUCCUAGCUGUUAUUGGAAUCUCCUAGCAGGGUUUAGUAUCUGCAGAUACCAAAGGCUCCUAGCAGGCAUCACCCAUUCUCGAGCAGCGAUACUCCUUGGGUAAUCCAAAAGAGUCCAACAGAUACUGUGUUGAGGCCUGUUACUGGGUGCUCCUGACAGCUACUGUGGAGGCUUGUUGCCGAGUGCUCCUAACAGCUACUGUGGAGGCUUGUUGCUGAGUGCUCCAGUUCCUGUGUGGAGGCUAGUUGCAGGGAGCUCCUGUCAGUUACUGUUGGAGCUUGUUACCGAGGGCUUCUGACAGAAAGACUGGAAGAAUUUUGUUGGCAGGAACUUCCAGGAGUCACAGUGACCACCUGUUUCUUUGUAUGUGACCAGGGGCUUCUUGCAGUUACUGGGACUACGAGUCUCUCUAUAGGAGCUUCUAGCAAUUUAUGGAUCUUUCAUUGUUUAUUGCUGCAAGCUCUUAGCAUUUAUGGGAACUACUAUUAUGUCCUCAGGAACUGCUAGCAUCUGCUAGAAUUUAUUAUUGUCCGAUAACUAGCAGUUUACGGGAUAUCAAAUAUGAAUUUCGAUUGCAGCUCCCAACAAUUGAUAGAGCAUAUUGGCUAUGUUUGCACAAUCUUUAAAGCUCUUGAAGCUUCGAACAGUUGCCAGGGCUUCUGAAAACUGCAUUCGAGGCUUCGAACCGCUAGUGACAACUCUCCGCCUUCCCUUGCAAUUUAUGGGGGGGUUCAGUUGUCGAUGGAGCACAGUCUUAUGCAUAGUACCUUCUAGCGGUUCCUGGGGAUCUUUCUUUAAUGUUACAAGGAGCUCCUUCUAGCAGUUAGGAUCCGUAGCAAAACAGCGGGCAGUCGUUGCCCCGUCUUCCUGUCAAGAGUACAAUGAUAGUGACCAUCAGGACAGCUCGUGGAUCCCGGAGUGGCUACUCAUACGGCCAACCUCAGGAUUACCUUCUUUCAACUAUUUAUAAUUUCGAUAAUUUCAUUUUUAUAAAAAUAGAUUAGCCUGUUACUUUUUGUUUUGGUAAUUGAUCAUAUUAUUAUUUAUAAUAGUGAUCUUAUUGUUAUUUAUAAUAGUUCUGAGACUUUUUUUUUUUGAUGUAUAGAAAUUCUAUAAUUUGGAUAUUUUCUUUAAAAUGUCACUGGGGAAUCACCCGGUGUCUGCGAACUGGUCGACUGGUCACCCUAUCCCCCCCUCACUCCCCCUCCCUCUCCCCCACGUCAUUACUACACAGCUUCCUACAUCUCUUCCUGUUAAACCAUCCUUACUUCAGUCAUUCCAAAAGGGUUUUCUUUUUCAACAAUAAUAUCUCGUGUAGUCUAUUGACAUUGAUGUCUUACAAACACCAGUUUUCUAUUCAAAGGGAUUUUUUUUUAAUUGGGUAAGUUUUGAAUAAUGCAAUUAUUUCAGGCCAUUCUGUGAUUUAAAUAGUAAUUAGCGUGUUUAUUAAACAUGAUGAGACGGCCACAUGCCAUCACUGGCAAUAAGCAGUCAAUUCUUUAAUUUAAAAAGGGCUCGAA
Molecule: messenger RNA, 6471 nt
Organism: Procambarus clarkii (red swamp crayfish)
Lineage: Eukaryota; Metazoa; Arthropoda; Malacostraca; Decapoda; Cambaridae
Product: transcription factor SOX-4
Biological process (GO): anatomical structure morphogenesis; regulation of DNA-templated transcription; cell differentiation
Molecular function (GO): DNA-binding transcription factor activity, RNA polymerase II-specific; RNA polymerase II cis-regulatory region sequence-specific DNA binding
Source: RefSeq, a predicted model, not a curated record